UAACUUGUUGUUCCUGUGUAACAAUUCAGCGAAGAACAAUUCUCUAAAAAGUUCGAGCAAAUUUUUAAGUAAUUUGAUUUGGGAGGAAAUAACAAAAUUCUCGAUAUUCUUGAAUAUUCUCUUCUCAUGUGCGAAAAAGGAAUUCCGAUUGGAACGCAGUGAACAUUGAACUGAAGAUCUGCGGCAGAAGUUGUUUGAGGUUAACAAGGGCAAGAUGAAGAGAUCACACUCGCAGAGAGACGAGAAAGAGAGCGAGGAGCGCUAUCACAAACGCAGGGAUGACAAGCGCGACGACCACAAGGAAUCCAGGCACGACGAUCGUAGGAGUUCCAGGCAUCACGAUGAUCAUAGGAGCUCCAGACAUUACGAUGAUUACAGAAGCUCUAGGCAUCACGAUGAUUACAGGAGUUCCAGGUAUCACGAUGAUUACAAGAGUUCCAGACGCAACAACGAGCACAGGUACGACGACCGUAGAAAUCCUAGGGACAGUGACGGUGAAACAGGUGAUAAGCGGAAUUCAUCCCCGCGGGAGGAAAUCGCUGAGAGGUACUAUGGAGAACCAGAUAAGACGGAAAAACGAGAGGAGAACGCUAAGCAGAAACAAACUGUGGAUUUACUGACAUCGAAAACAGGAGGCGCUUAUAUUCCACCUGCCAAGUUGCGUAUGCUCCAAGCAGAGAUCACUGACAAGUCGGGAGCCGCUUACCAACGUAUUGCCUGGGAAGCAUUGAAGAAGUCUAUCCAUGGUUAUAUAAAUAAAGUCAACACCAGCAAUAUCGGGAUCAUAACACGGGAGCUGCUACGUGAGAACAUUAUUCGCGGUCGAGGUUUGUUGGCGCGGUCCAUUAUUCAAGCACAAGCCGCAUCACCGACAUUCACUCCGGUCUAUGCAGCGCUGACAGCUAUAAUCAAUUCUAAGUUUCCCAACAUAGGCGAGCUGGUGUUGAAGCGACUCGUUUUGCAGUUCCGGCGUGGAUUUAAAAGGAACGAUAAACCUUUGUGCAUUUCGUCGGGAACAUUUAUAGCGCAUUUAGUUAAUCAGCGUGUAGCAUACGAGAUUAUAGCCUUGGAAAUAUUAACUCUACUGCUAGAAACGCCGACGGACGACUCCGUCGAAGUGGCCAUCGCGUUCAUGAAAGAAUGUGGGAUGAAGUUGACGGAGGUUACGCGAAGGGGUAUCGAAGCAAUCUUCGAAAUGCUAAGAAACAUCCUACACGAGGGACAAUUGGACAAACGAGUCCAGUAUAUGAUCGAAGUUAUGUUCCAGAUCAGAAAGGAUGGAUUUAAGGAUCACGAAGCUGUGCCAGCAGAACUGGACCUUGUGGAGGAGGAAGAUCAAAUUACCCAUUUGAUAAGACUGGACGACGAGAUGAACGCGCAAGAUAUAUUAAACGUGUUUAAGUUUGAUGCAGACUAUCAAGCUUCCGAGGAAAAGUAUAAACAGUUGUGUAAAGAGAUUCUUGGCUCGGACGUCAGCGACUCGGAAGGCGACGACGAGGACGGAGAGGAAGAGAGCUCGGAUAACGAGAGUGGCACGGAACAGACCGAAGGAAAGGAAGGAGUGAUAAUCGAUAAUACUGAAACAAAUCUGACUGCGCUUCGACGAACGAUAUACCUGACGAUACAUUCUUCGCUCGAUUUUGAAGAGUGUGCGCAUAAAUUAAUGAAAAUGCAAUUGAAACCCGGACAGGAAAUCGAGCUCUGUCACAUGUUUUUGGAUUGUUGCGCGGAGAUGCGGACGUACGAAAAGUUUUUCGGUCUUCUGGCCGGUCGAUUUUGCGCCAUUAACAAAAUGUAUGUUACGCCGUUCGAACAAAUUUUCAAGGACUCUUAUCACACGAUACACCGUCUCGACACUAAUAAAUUACGGAAUGUGGCAAAAUUUUUUGCGCAUCUGCUAUUCACAGAUUCCAUAUCAUGGAGCGUGCUCUCGUGCAUAAAACUAAACGAGGAAGACACUACGAGCUCCAAUCGAAUAUUCAUCAAAAUAUUGUUUCAAGAGCUCUCCGAGUACAUGGGUUUGGCAAAAUUGAACGAACGAGUUAAAGACAUAACGCUACAGGAGGUAUUUGAAGGGCUGUUUCCAAGAGACGACCCGAAGAACACACGCUUUGCAAUUAAUUUUUUUACGUCAAUCGGUUUGGGUGGUUUAACGGACGAUUUGAGGGAACAUUUAAAGUCUCAUCCCAAGCCAGUUGUUGUACCGACGUUGACUAUUAAGGAAGCGUCUUCAAGCUCCGAAGAGUCUACCUCAUCCAGCUCCAGCUCUAGUUCGAUGACGAGCGAUUCUUCAUCGUCGUCAUCGGAGGAAGAAGAGGAGGAGGAGGAGGAUAAUGUUUUGGUAAAGAAAAAGAAGAAGGCACAACAUAAACGAAGAGAAAAAAAAUCAUCUAAAUCGAACAAAAAAGAAGAGAAAUCUAAGAAGAUGCAAAACAAGAAGAAAAGUAAGACGUCAAAAAGAGACAAGAAAAACAGAGAUAGGAAAUAACUAAUAUAAAUAUAAAUCUUUUUUUAUUUAAUUUAUAUGUUAGAUGUAUAAUAAAUGUAUGCUAAAUAUUAAAGAGUUUAAAUACUAAAGAGUUAA
Molecule: messenger RNA, 2584 nt
Organism: Monomorium pharaonis (pharaoh ant)
Lineage: Eukaryota; Metazoa; Arthropoda; Insecta; Hymenoptera; Formicidae
Gene: ncm
Product: pre-mRNA-splicing factor CWC22 homolog
Exons: 2
Coding region: 215-2488 (757 amino acids)
Biological process (GO): mRNA splicing, via spliceosome
Cellular component (GO): catalytic step 2 spliceosome
Molecular function (GO): protein binding; RNA binding
Source: RefSeq, a predicted model, not a curated record